AUGACUAUUCUUACAACAACAACGAGGACAACAGUUAAUAAUUACAACCAAUCUGUUUCAUCAUCAACAAGAACAACAAAAACAACUUUACUAGAUUCAACUAAUAACAACAAUUACUUUCCACAACCACCACUAGCAUCACCACCAUCAUCGUCACAGCUAAAACAACACCCACUCAUGUCAACAAACAAUUUUCAGAAGCCUCAGGUGUCAAAUCUCACAAAAAAUUUGUUGUCAACCUCCUCAACCUCCAGUGGGAAUAUAACUCCCGUGGGAUCAAGUGAGAAUCUAAUUAAUCAGCAACCUCCACCACCACAAAAUAUAUUCAACAACCCUUCAUCUUCAAGUCAAUCUGAUCAUCAACAUAUAUCUAAUAAAUUCAUACCCACUAAUAAUUACAAUAAUACUCAGGAUUUUACCAAUUCGUUUAAUAGCGGAAGUUUUCAUCAUCAACAACAACAACAACAACAACAAAAUCACCCACAUGGGUCAAUUGUAACAGAUUCAAUACAUUAUAUUCCUUCAUCCCAUAAUACACCAACUGCAGUUAGUUCUUCGUAUACAUCUCAUCAUUCUUACACCGCUUCACUACCAAGUGUAAACAAUUUCAUUUCUCAACCCACCCCUCAGCCCAUGUCAAACUCAAAUUCAAUAUCUAAUUCAAAUUCAAAUUUUAGACCUCCGGUAGUUAUACCGAAUCCUAUCCCUACUACAAAUGUGGACAAUGAUACAGCAAAUAGAUUUACAAGUUCAUCAUCUACUUCAUCAUCAUUAACUCAACCUUCAUCAUUUGUUACACCUAAUCAACAUCCACCAAUAUCUUUUCCGCAGCAACAACAACAACAAUUUCAACAACGAAUUCCAAAUUCUCUUCCAAACUCAUCAUUACCAACUUUUAAACCUCCACCACUUCAAUCUACUCAACUGUAUAAUUCUAAAUUUCAACAACAUCAACCAGUGGUUAGUGAACAACAGGUUCAUACAAGCGGCUCAAACACCCCGGUAGAAAACCAAUCACCCCACGCACAAAUGUCAUCCUCCUCAUCAUCUUCAUUUUCACAACAACAACAAUUAUCAGGACAACCAAUAGAAAGACCUCAUGUUAGACCUUUUCAUUCUACUUCAUCUUUACCUGUAGGUAAAAAACAAAACAUUGCACAUUCUUUCCCACAACAAUCUUCUGUACCACAAUCCCAAUCAUUGCCUCCACCGCCACCUUAUGUACCACCUGAACCUGAUCAUUACAUGACAUAUAGCGAAUUUUUGGAGAAUUUAACACUUAAAGAUAGUCAAGAUGGAUCUCCUAAUCAUGAUCAACAUUUAAAUAUUGUGGAAUAUCCCGUAAAUGAUUUAAUAGUCAUGUUAUCUUGUUUGUUGACUAAAAUAAUUGAAGCCAAUGAUAAAUUACAUCCAAAUCAUUUUGAAAAUACUAUUGCCAUUCGACAAAAACUUAAAGAAGAAAAAAGACUAAAGAAAUUACAGAAAAGAAACAAAUUACAAAAUCAACCAGAUAAUGAUAAUGAUGAUGAUGAUAUUGAAAUUGAUAGAAACGAAGAAAAUAGUGGAAUGGGAAGUAAUCAUGAUAAUAAUAACAAUGAUAUAGAGGAGGAUGAAGAUGUUGACGACGAAGAUGAUGAUGAUGAAGACGACGAAGACGAUGAAAUGAAGAAUAAAUAUUUAGCCAAUGUUUUGGCAUUUCAUGGGACUAAUGUACCUGGUAUUUCAUUACAAGCAUAUUUAGCUCGUGUUUUGAAAUAUUGUCCGGUUACUAAUGAAGUUUUUUUAUCUUUAUUAGUUUAUUUUGAUAGAAUUGCCAAGAAAGCCAAUAAUUUGAAUCAAAAGAAAAAGAAUAGUAAUUCAGAUACUAAUGAUCCAUCUAAUUCAAAUGAAUCAGAGCAAUUGUUUGUCAUGGAUUCGUAUAAUAUUCAUAGAUUAAUAAUUAGUGGAAUCACAGUAUCAUCUAAAUUUUUCCUGGAUAUCUUCUAUAAAAAUCUUAGGUAUGCCAAAGUUGGAGGAUUACCAUUGGAAGAAUUGAAUUAUUUAGAAUUGCAAUUUUUAUUGCUUUUAGAUUUUAAGUUGAUGAUUUCCGUUGAAGAUUUACAAAAUUAUGGGGAUUUAUUGUUAAGAUUUUGGAAAAGAGAACAAGUUGCAAAUGAAUUAGUUCCAAAUGAACAAAAAUAA
This is a messenger RNA of Candida tropicalis MYA-3404, 2181 nucleotides long. It is a transcript of the gene PCL7, whose product is annotated as Pcl7p. Gene Ontology annotation, cellular component: cyclin-dependent protein kinase holoenzyme complex; nucleus. Gene Ontology annotation, biological process: regulation of cyclin-dependent protein serine/threonine kinase activity. The transcript has a single exon. The record is from RefSeq and is a predicted model, not a curated record. Bases 1 to 2181 code for a protein of 726 amino acids. Gene Ontology annotation, molecular function: cyclin-dependent protein serine/threonine kinase regulator activity; protein kinase binding. Lineage: Eukaryota; Fungi; Ascomycota; Pichiomycetes; Serinales; Debaryomycetaceae.